AUGCACCAAAACAAAUACUACAAGUCUUCCGAAGAUACUGAGCAAAUGAAUAGUUCUUUAGAGAACAGUAAGAAUAGACUUUUUGGUGAGCUUGAAUCAAUUUGCAGAAGUGCCUCAGAUGCUAGUGAGGCUAAUAAAACUGGUGGCGCCUCUGCUGGAAACUUGGCUACAACAUUCAGUACCUGCUUGCCUAUCACUCUAGACAAACAUACCACCAACGCUGGCGCCACUGCUGCUGGGGCUGCCAUUGGGCAUUGUCAUGACGGUUCUGAGUCAUUUAGUGGUCAUGAAGCGCCCGUAGCUGUGGUUUCAAAGAACAAGAAAAGGAAGAAGUUGAAAGAUGAAUUGAGUUCGAUGGCCAUAUUUUUUGAGGGCUUGGUGCAUCAGCUCAUGGACCACCGGGAGGCUCUUCACAGUAAUUUUAUGAAUGCAAUUGAGAGAUUAGAUAAAGAAAGAAGGGAAAGAGAGGACGCUUGGAGGCGACAAGAAUUAGAAAAACUUGAGCAAGACAUGGCUGCCAGGGCCCGUGAACGGGCAUUAGCUUCUAGUAGAGAGGCCUCCAUUGUUUCAUACUUGGAGAAAAUCACUGGCCAAAGUAUUAAACUUCCUCCUAGGAAUCAUCCCUCAGAUUUCCAGCCGGCCAUGAUUUCUUCGGGAGCCAUGAAUGGCGAGCUCAGCCCCAGUACUAGCAAAGUCUGCAGGGAUGAUUUGAGUAUAAACAUGACCAACAGGAGAUGGCCUAAAGCUGAAGUGGAGGCAUUGAUUCAAAUUCGAAGCAGCUUAGAGCAAAAGUUUCAAAGGCCGGGGAUCAAAGGGCCUCUUUGGGAACAGAUAAGCAAUUCAAUGGCGUCAAUGGGAUUUCAAAGGAGUGCCAAGAGAUGCAAAGAGAAGUGGGAAAACAUCAACAAAUACUUCAAGAAAUCGCGAGAAAAUGCGAAGCAAUGUCGCAAGAAAUUCAAGACUUGUCAGUACUUUGAUCAGCUGGAUCAACUCCACUCCAAGUCACAACUAGCCAAUGGCGGUUCUUAUUCUUGUAGCUCAUCCUCGGAGCAUCAGGCCAAGCCCAAUAAUGAAAAUCAGCUUCCCAAUCCGAUUGAAGGCUUGGUUCCAGCCAGAAACUUCAGACAAGGUGAAUUCUAUUGUAUUCCUAGUAUGAAUGUCAGUGAAGAAGAAGAAGAAGAAGGAGAAGAUGGUAAUGUUGACUACCCUGAUGAGGGAGACUGA
Molecule: messenger RNA, 1224 nt
Organism: Coffea arabica (coffee)
Lineage: Eukaryota; Viridiplantae; Streptophyta; Magnoliopsida; Gentianales; Rubiaceae
Source: RefSeq, a predicted model, not a curated record